Messenger RNA from Erinaceus europaeus (western European hedgehog), 2361 nucleotides. RefSeq names its product HGH1 homolog (gene HGH1). The coding region runs from base 77 to 1309 and encodes 410 amino acids. The transcript has 6 exons. NCBI's taxonomy places the organism in Eukaryota, Metazoa, Chordata, Mammalia, Eulipotyphla, Erinaceidae. The record is from RefSeq and is a predicted model, not a curated record.
GGUGGGCUAGGCAGCGGCCCAAGUACUGACUCAGGGUGGGUCCUUUGGACUGUGCGGGUGACUUCUAGGGGCCUGCAUGGGGGAGACCAAGGUAGGGCCUGGCGUAUCCGCUGAUGGCGUCGCUCCCGCAGACUCACACACACUGGAGGCCAGCCUGGAGGCAGAGGCGGCCAAGCUGCUGCCCUUCCUGGAGCCCGCGGCGCGGGCAGACCUGCAGGCGGCGGCGGCGCAGCAUGUGCUGGCGAUGACCGGCUCCAAGCCGUGCCGCCAGCUACUGGCCGGGCAGGCUACACUGCUGCGGGCGCUGGUCGAACUGGCAACGGCCCCGGCCCCGGCCCCGGCCCCGGCCCCAGCCCGCGACGCCGCGCGCGCGCUGGUCAACUUGGCCGCAGAUCCGGACCUGCACGAGUCUCUGCUGGCUGCGGAGCCCGGGCUGCCUGCCCGCCUGCUGGGUCGCGUGCUAGACCCGCAGUGGCCCUGGGCCGAGGAGGCGGCCGCCGUGCUGGCCAACCUCAGCCGCGAGCCGGGGCCGUGCGCCGAGCUGAUGGAGGCACUGGCGGCCGCCGAGCCGGGCGAAUGUGGCCUGGAGCGGCUGGUGUGUGCACUCUGCAGGCCCGACUACAAUGCCCGGGCGCCCCUGCAUUACUUGGGACCGAUACUCUCCAAUCUCAGCCAGCGUCCCGUGGCGCGGGCCUUCCUUCUGGACCCGGACAGGUGCGUGGUCCAGCGGCUGCUCCCCCUCACGCAGUACUCAGACUCUUCAGUCCGUAGGGGUGGUGUAGUGGGAACACUUCGAAACUGCUGCUUUGAGCACCGACACCAUGAAUGGUUGCUUGGGCCUGAGGUGGACAUUCUCCCUUUCUUACUACUGCCCCUGGCUGGGCCAGAGGAAUUCUCUGAGGAGGAGAUGGACCGGCUUCCCGUGGACCUGCAGUAUCUGCCGUCAGACAAGCAGCGAGAGCCUGAUGCCGACAUCCGCAAGAUGCUAAUUGAAGCCAUCAUGCUGCUGACGGCCACAGCCUCUGGUCGGCAGCAGGUGAGGGACCAGGGAGCCUAUCUGAUCUUGCGGGAGCUGCACACCUGGGAGCCAGAGCCUGAUGUGCGGUUAGCCUGUGAGAAACUCAUCCAGGUUCUUAUUGGGGAUGAGCCAGAGCACGGCAUGGAAAACCUGCUGGAAGUGCAGGUCCCAGAGGAUGUGGAGCAGCAGCUGCAAAAGCUGGACCUCCAGGAACAGGAGGAGUGUCAGCGGCAGCAGCUGGAGCAGCAAUUGGCCCCUGACCAGCAAGCUGAGGACAGCACACCCACCUGAAGUCCUGCACCCCACUACUAGUGCCAGGCCUGCCUCUGGAUUCCUUAACUCUGAAACUGUGCUCUGCUUGGUUUGAGCUCUAGAUCAGUGCUGAGGUCUCUAGGGCAAAUGACAAGUAACUUUCAUAGGCUUGAGGGCACCUGUCUGUUCCUUGUGGCAUCCAGCAAGAAUCCAGACUACUCAGAAGAGCAUUCUUCAGCCAGAGUCAACCAGAGCCCUCUGAUUCUCAGGUACUGCCAGUGAGAUAGGGUACUGUUAGUGAGACCAUAAGCCUUCUCCUAACUAUGGAGCAGGACAGGAAAACAUUCAAGUCCUGAGAAGCCAGUGCAGCAUUCCAAGUACUGCUGUGAGUUUGGGCCUAGCAGGGGACCAGGUACAGGCAGUGGCCACCAGUCUUUCGUAGAAUCCUCAGCUUCUUUACCAGAGAGCAGCCUUAGCAGGCUGACCCCCUGUGACUCACCAGCUAUCCUUGGAGCAGGCUUCCCACUGUCCUUGGAGCACUAGCUGACUACCUAUUCCAUCCUCUCCACCUUCCUGUUUGGCCCAUGCCCUAGACUUUUCCUUCACCCCUCGGUAGCUCCUCAUGUCCUCUCUCAGUCCUUACCUGACCCACAUCCUUGCUGUCAUUCAGCUAGGCCCUAUUCCUGGUCAGCUGUCCCAUCCCCCAGCUUCAGCUGCCCUGGAGCCCCUUGCCUGCCACACAGAAGCCUCUGCUGUGCCUUGAAGCUGCCUUUUGCCCAGUCCAUUCCCUUGAUGUGCCCUCUCUGAGCCCAUGCAGGACCAGGGACACCAUCCUCAUCUGACUUCUUGUGCUACCAUGUUCUGUGAGCUUGUUGUCCCACUGUGUCGUUUCCUGGACUUCCCAGCAAACCUGCUGCCAGUUUUUGCACAGAAGCCAGUUUUUGCUACCCCCUUCUUCACUUCCCCCAUCCUGGCUGUCCCCCACCCUAAUCCCCAGUUAAACACUGCUUGGAGGUGUGUGACAUCAUAUUUCCCUCUUCUGUACUGAGAUGGGGACACCAUGGUCUUGAAAAUAAACUCUUUAUCUAGCA